UAAACAAAAAAAUUCAAUUUCUCUCUAGAGAAGACUUUCUCUCUCUAGUUCUUGAUUUUCCGGUGUACAUCAAGAACGGAGAUUAAAAUUAAAUCUGAUAAAAGAAACAUGGCAAGUAAUUUCUUUGGUAAGCCAAACAUGAGAGGAUCUUCGCCGUCUUCAGCGUCUCCAACAUCGUCUUCUUCAUCUCCGGCGACCAGAAGAGGGAAGAAGAAUGGUUCCGAGAAGCCAAAGCAGCCACAAAGAGGUCUCGGAGUAGCGCAACUUGAGAAAAUUAGAUUACACGGCGAGAUGAGUUGCAACAAUUAUAAUCCGUCUUUGUAUCCUCAGGAGAAUGUGAGGAUGCAAGGAGAAUAUUCAUCCAUACCAUCAUCAUCACCAUCCUUUACAUAUGCAUCACCAUCAUCGACUCCUUAUGGCUUCUAUCCAGAUAUGAUGAUGGGUGUACAUAGAGAUCAGUACGAAAGAGCAACCAUGAGUUGGAAUCCAAGCUACGGCAUCUUAGAGAGCCAACAUUCUUUGGAACCAAACAUCACCAGACAUUUCUUACACGAGGAUCCAAGUUCUACAAGGCGAAGUAAAUCGUUGGGAUCAGGAAACCAAAACUCGGGAUCGAGUGACAAUCAAGAGCUAGAUUUGGAAUUGAGAUUGUCAAUUUGAUCAUUUUUAAUAGUUCGAUCUUCACGAAACUGAAAAAGUCUCGCAUUGUGAUUAUGCUGAAAAUAAAAACUAAGCAACAUCUGAUUGGUUUCGAUUUGGGGGUAUAACUUAUUUUAU
Molecule: messenger RNA, 777 nt
Organism: Brassica oleracea var. oleracea
Lineage: Eukaryota; Viridiplantae; Streptophyta; Magnoliopsida; Brassicales; Brassicaceae
Exons: 5
Coding region: 109-660 (183 amino acids)
Molecular function (GO): DNA-binding transcription factor activity
Source: RefSeq, a predicted model, not a curated record